AUGUAUGUGAAAUGGUUUGAUACAGUAAUGUUUUACUAUGUUAUUUUAGUGAAUUUAGUGAAUGUCACUUUUUGUAAUUUUCAAAUUUCCCGCCGCUCCGUCCCCGUACGUUCUGACGUCGCAGGGGACGGAACCCAGAAGACAGAUGCUGGCAUCCGCCGGAGGACAUUACAGGGGACACUGCAGGAGGGACAUUGCGGGAGCGCAGGACAAGGUAAGAGAAGAACAGAUCCCAGAGCAGCGUCGCAUGGUAAGCCUGAGUGUAGCUCGGGGUUACCGCUUGUGUUACACUCGGGAAUACCGCCAGGGAGGCUA
Molecule: messenger RNA, 315 nt
Organism: Staurois parvus
Lineage: Eukaryota; Metazoa; Chordata; Amphibia; Anura; Ranidae
Source: the annotation of a GenBank genome assembly